UCGUCUUUUGGACUAGCCUGAAUUCGCCAAGCAUUUGUCAUCGUGCGACUUGAACAACUGGAAGAGAGACUGGACUGGCGGCACCAGUCGAUCGCCGACAACCAAUCUCCGGCAAUCUCUCUUCGGUUAUCUGCUCUAGAAAUGUUACUUGAUUGCAUGGAUAUAAUGAUUUCGAUUUUGAGUUCUGGGUAGCGCGGAACACAUGUUAAACUUACGAUCUUUCGACUGUGUUAGUGGCUUCUCGCAGCAACUUUUAGCAGCAAGCAAUGGAGAAAAAUGGGAAAGGGUUUUCGAUGCCCAAGUCCUCUCUCAAGUCCACUCCAAGCAAGGAUGAUUCCUCUCAAAAGUCAAAAGAGGGGAGGAAAGUUCAGUUCAACAAUGGAGGCUCUCCUGAAGAGAGAUUUGAUUACUCAAAGUCAAACGGGAAGUCUAGUUCCUCAGCUGAUAAAGGUGGCAGAGGAAACACUGCAAAUGUGAAGGCCUCGAAAUCAAAAGAAAAGGAACCACUUGAGCUUAGGUUAAACCAGGAACUUCUGAAGAAUGCCAAAUGCUUAAUGGACUGUGAGGCUGCAGAAAUCAUACAAGGAAUCCAGGAUCAGAUGACUCUCCUAUCCCAAGAUGCAACCAUCAAACUGCCUGUCUCAUUUCAUAAGGGGCUGCAGUACUCACAGGCUAAUGCUCGUUACACAAAUACCCACUCCUUCAAUGUGAAUGUCUUAACUAAGUUACCCAGUACUCUGAAGAAGCAUGGUGUUGUGGAAGGAGAGAUAAGCGUGAUUGCCAAUGCUUGCCCUGAGUCUACUGAAGAAGUUUUUGCGUUAGUCCCUUCCUUGAAGUCCAAGAAAAGCAUACUGCAGGAACCAUUGGAGGUAGCUUUGAUGGUGAUAAAACCGCUUCGGAAAGUGGACUCAACCUCAGUCUGAUUGGAUUGUGGUACUUUUGUUGGAAGAACUAUGCGGAGAGCAUGUGAGAGCAGCUUUUUGUGGAUUUUGUAGAGGCAGACAAAUUAGUUGAAGGAGAGUAGCAAUGACCAGCCUAACUAAAGCCCUUUUGUUUUCACAGAUGUAGUUGGCAACUCUUACCAAUUACCAUUUCCUGUGUACAUAGCUAUGUGGACAAUGUUAGGUUUGGCGAACUUGUUUGAACAACUAAAAGUCCAUGAAGAAAUGGAAGUUAUGCUAAUUGCUGAAAACCAUGAAAAGUUCC
Messenger RNA from Linum tenue, 1206 nucleotides. NCBI's taxonomy places the organism in Eukaryota, Viridiplantae, Streptophyta, Magnoliopsida, Malpighiales, Linaceae. The record is from the annotation of a GenBank genome assembly.